AUGCCCGUGCGAGGAGGGCUGCGAGAUAUGUUUUACGAGCAGAGUUGUCCUGAGGCUGAGAAGAUUGUGAAUCAGACCAUUCACAAACAUUUUCAAAUUGAUCCAACCUAUGCUGCUGCUUUUGUUCGCCUCUUUUUCCAUGACUGCUACGUCACCGGUGAGACCUUCUAUUUCAGUCGUUUUGGGUGCGACGCUUCACUUCUCCUCGACAGGACACCGACGGGCGAGGAGGUGGAGAAAAAGGCACGGCACAACGGGCCGCUUGUGCGGGGCUAUGAAGUCAUUGAUGAUAUAAAGACCCAGCUCGAGAAGGCGUGCCCAGGGGUGGUCUCCUGCGCAGACUUACUCGCAUUCGCCACCCGCGAUUCCCUUGUCUACUCGGGCGUGCCCACCUACGCCGUUGAGGCUGGGCGACGCGACGCGCGUGCCUCCCUGGCUGCGAACGUCGAGGGCAACCUCCCACUCCCGGACGCCACAGCCGAGGACAACAUCCGCCUCUUCCAGAGGAAGGGGAUGACGCUGGAGGAGCUGAUUGUCCUUAUGGGCGCGCACUCCAUCGGCAGCGCCCACUGCAGCGUCGUCGCAGGGAGGUUCCACAACAAGCAGAAGGCGAAGGACAUCGACAGAGGGUACUGGCUCAAGAUGCAGACAAUGACAGUCUGCCAGAGCGAGGACCAGGAUGUGCCAUUCGAUCCCUACUCUCACCACAAGAUGGACUCGCGCUUCUACAAGGAGCUGCUAACCAACAAGGCGUUGAUCGAGUCGGAUCACAAUCUGGCGAAGGAUCCACGGGGGAACGCUGUGAUGAAGAAGUUUGUAAACGAUCAGGCUGUGUGGAUUGCGAAGUUCACCAAUGCGAUGAAGAGGCUUGGGGAGACGGAGGUGCUCGUGGGAGAUCAAGGAGAGGUCAGGAAGCAGUGCAGGGCAGUAAACUAG
Messenger RNA from Salvia hispanica, 936 nucleotides. NCBI's taxonomy places the organism in Eukaryota, Viridiplantae, Streptophyta, Magnoliopsida, Lamiales, Lamiaceae. The record is from RefSeq and is a predicted model, not a curated record.